AUGGAAACAGGUUAUUUCGAUAUAACACAUUCAUUUAAAAUCGAUUCAGCAACUUAUCACGUGUUGGGUUUACGUAAAGAUCGACCAACAUAUGGAAACAAUUAUUACAUAUUCAAUUGUUCUUGUGAUCGAUCUCAAUCAGCAAGAUUAUCACUUCCACCAAUUAAUUCACAUUGGUGUCAUGAUUAUCAGAAAACUGAGAAGAAAGUUCGUUCUUCACCUGCAAAUGUUCCACCCUCAAAACCAACAACAGCAACUACAACACCAACGGCAAUUAAUAAUAAUAAUCUGACAGAGAUCAAACAAUAUAUGGUUGACUUAAUGAAAAAAGAACGUGAACAAUUAAUAGCGUCAUUUCGUGAAGAUUUCCAUUCGGAACGAACAACAUUAAUCAAAUCAUUUGAGAAAGACUCUGAAGUUGUGAAUAAUGUGAAGACAAUUGUGAAGAAUGAUAAAGAAGAAUUGAUUCGUUCAAUUGAAAAACAAAGAAGUAUUUUAGAAAGUACUUUCGAAAGACAUGUCAACAAUCUCAAUUCUUCAAUUGAACUUCUCAAGAAAACUUUAACACAAUCAUUCAAAUCUCAACAAGAACAAUUUCAAUCACUCGAACGAUUUUACACAGAUCUUAACGAAAAUAUUCAACAACAGAUCGAACAAACUAUUGUCAAACAGUACGAAAGUCAACGAACGACAACAACUAUUGAUCGAACAUCGUUAAAAGAAAUCCAAGCGACACUUAUUGAUGUUGUACGAAGCCAUUCAACGACUGACAAUGAUGAUGAUUCAUUAAAACGUCUUUUUAACGAUCAGAAACAACAUUUAACUGAUUUAAUUAUGAAACAACAACGAACAUAUUCAACAACCAUCGACGAAAUCAAACAAUUACAAAAAGAUCUUUUGAAUACAAUGAAAGAAAUUUCCAGUUCAAAUAAACAACAUGAACAAACUUCAUUGGAUGUUUUAUUUGAACAACAAACGGAGACUCUAAAAGAAUUGAUAAUUCAUCAACAAGAUUCUUCUUCAACUGAAUUUUUCGAACAGACAAUGAGACAAAUAUUAAAAGAACAUUUUUCCACGAGUAAUUCUUCCGGAAUGAUACGAACUCCUCGUCCAUUCAAAUUCUCCAUCGUCUCAGGAGAAUACGCUCAGGCUUUCGCUCGUUUGUACAUCGAUGGAAACGAAUAUCCGAAAGAGAUGCACACUUUAUGUCAACGAGAUCCUCACGUAGAAAAUGUUAUUGAUUGUUUUGUUUCACCACCAAGUCGUGAUGGACCAUGUGAAGUGAUCAUUUAUGCUAAAACAGCGCAUGAAACCGAAUACCGAGCGGCUUUAUGUGUACAAAUAUCGGAUUUGAAUAUUCCGCCGUGUGUCACAUUUCCAAAAGUUCAUCCGGCGUUUAAAGAUUAUGAAUGUGUUUUAAUUGAACCACUUCGACGAACAUUGAAAGUAGAUGAAGAAAUUCAAUUGCAAAUGAUUGUACCAAAUGCGAAAAACAUUCGAAUUCAAAAUGGAGAUGAAGUUCUACAUUUGAAUGGAGAUGAUUAUCGAAAUGGUCUGAUUAGAAAGACAAUCCAAAUACAAGGAAAAUUGGAUGUUUAUGGACAAUGGAACAGAGGCGAAGAUUUACCGCUGUGUUCUUUCACAAAUUAA
Messenger RNA from Adineta ricciae, 1650 nucleotides. The record is from the annotation of a GenBank genome assembly. NCBI's taxonomy places the organism in Eukaryota, Metazoa, Rotifera, Eurotatoria, Adinetida, Adinetidae.